This is a messenger RNA of Durusdinium trenchii, 1671 nucleotides long. The record is from the annotation of a GenBank genome assembly. Lineage: Eukaryota; Dinophyceae; Suessiales; Symbiodiniaceae.
AUGGACGAGGUCGGACUGCUUUGCACCUGGCUGCUUGUCUAUGGAUCAGCAGCCUGGUUCUUGAACACUCCCAGUCUCCAAGAGGCCUAUGCCAAUUGUCUGCCCUUUUUCGGGCUGGAUCACCGCCUACAGCGAAAAGUGUGGCAGCACCGGCAGAAGUUCACACCCACCUGGAUUGUGGUCUUUCUCAAAACCUUUGAGGUUUACAAUUUGAUCUAUUUGUUGCUGCGGCUUUGCUUCCCGGCUGGGUGGUCCACGCCUAUGUCGCAAGACUGGCAGCUCUGUCCGAACCUUUUGGGGCUGAUCUUCAUCCGAUGGUCCUGCCAGCCAGCCGCGCAAGCGCCGCAAGCCUGCUUGUGGAUACAAAGACUCAACUCGAGCUUUUCAGUCUUUUAUUCACUCAUGUGUCAAGUCCACUACCCCCACGAGCUCCAGCAUGGUCUCUCCCUCAUUUGCCUGGCAGUACAUCUCUUCAUUGGCGAUCCCUGGUUUGGCCUCGCCCUACGAGUUGCGAUGAUGCCUUUGGGUGUAGGGCUGCGGAUGGGCGGAUGGAUGAGGGGCUCCAAGGAGCAGUCCUUGGAGGUUAUACUCUUCUUGAUGAAUGAAGCGAUGUCUUGCUUUUUCUUCCUAUUGAUUUUAAAGUAUUUGGAGUUCUUGUUGGGCCAGCUCCAGAAGACAGCCACAGAUUUAGAAGAGCAGAUGGAGCGGAGGGAACAAGACACCCGAGAGACCCAGGAGACGCUAUUGGCAGCUCGACGUCUGUUGUCCGUGACCUGCGACUGCUGUGAGCAGCUCACGGAGACGUGGGAGAUUUUGGAGCCAUCACAGAGCAUCUUGGCCUUGCUGCAAAUCCGGAAUCCAGAGGAAGACUUGCCCACGAAGAUGGACGCCAGAUCACCGACCUUGCCAUUACUACCCUUCAUUUGGAAAGAAGAUCAGGAGAGGUUUGCCCUAUUCUUGGCUUGCAGCUCUCAAGCUCCAUCCUCACUCCACCUUCGCAUGAAGACUUGUCAUGGCCAUUCCUUUGAGGCACAACUCUUUCAUGUGGACGUGCCAGGAGGUCUCAUUGGCACUACAAGACACCUCAUUGGGAUGAGUCGACUAGAGGGUGAGAUGCACCGCAUCCCUGAGCAUUGCCCCUUGGUCGCUUCUCCUUUCCUGGAACGCAGCAGCUUCGCUGCUUCCGACUCCCGCAGCCAAAGCCACUCGCACUCGUCCCGCGAGCGACGCGUGCGCCGCGGCGACGGGCGCGACUCUUCGAGUGGCAGGAGCUUCGAGCAGUCGCCGGUUCGGCCAGAGCAGCGGCCUGGCGAGACCUGGCGUGCCGCAGACGUGGAUCGGUUCCUCAAGCAGAUCGACUACAUCUCCUUGCAGCUUCACGAGCCGUGUACCACCGGGGGCUUUCCCGUGCGCAGCGUGCAGCUGAUUUUUCGUGACCCACCUCGAGCCAUGGACCUGAAGAACUGGGUGGCCCGGAAGUCCCGGAGGCACCUGGAGCAAGUCCUCCAAGGCUUCGGUCCUUCGUCACGAGCGACGGAGUUCCGCGUGCCGGGCCUACCCAAGAUGCGCUUCGAGGCACAAGAGCUCCAGAUCCAUCAUCCAUGCCGCUCGGCAGAAUUGACGGGUCCGCUUUCAAUAACGCUCGACAUAAAGAGUUUGAAGUUUCUCUAG